Fusarium sp. VM40 is the source of this 216-nucleotide messenger RNA. The record is from the annotation of a GenBank genome assembly. Lineage: Eukaryota; Fungi; Ascomycota; Sordariomycetes; Hypocreales; Nectriaceae.
AUGUCUGAACGCUUGGCCGGUUCUGUUAAAUGGUUUAACGAUGAGAAAGGAUAUGGCUUUAUCGAGCAGGAUGAUGGUGGUGAGGACUUGUUCGUUCACUUCAGAGCAAUUGAGACAUCAGGCUUUAAAGCACUCAAAGAGGGGCAGAAGGUAUCAUACGAAAGAGUUCAGGGGACCAAGGGCGCUCAGGCGGAUAAAGUCCGUGUUGAGGAGUAG